Molecule: messenger RNA, 19105 nt
Organism: Rattus norvegicus (Norway rat)
Lineage: Eukaryota; Metazoa; Chordata; Mammalia; Rodentia; Muridae
Source: RefSeq, a predicted model, not a curated record
GGGCUGCAUGCGGGUUCUACGGACUCUGGAGCAAGAUCGAAUGAACUGCAUUUCCCAGGGUGCGCUGCGCGGCAUGCGCAGUCACGUUAAAGAGCCGGCUCUGCGAGCUCUGGGCGGACGCAGGAAGCCCCUCCAUUUUGGCCAGAAUGGACCAGCCAAAGGGGGUCAAUUGGACGGUCAUUAUCCUGACAUGCCAGUACAAGGACAGUGUCCAGGUCUUUCAGAGAGAGCUGGAGGUAAGGCAGAAGCGGGAGCAGAUCCCUGCCGGGACGAUGUUACUGGCUGUGGAGGACCCCCAGACCCGAGUAGGCAGUGGAGGAGCUACUCUCAAUGCACUGCUGGUGGCUGCUGAGCACCUGAGUGCCCGAGCUGGCUUCACCGUGGUCACGUCAGAUGUCCUGCACUCGGCUUGGAUUCUCAUCUUGCACAUGGGCCGAGACUUCCCCUUUGAUGACUGUGGCAGGGCCUUCACUUGCCUCCCUGUGGAGAAUCCACAGGCCCCUGUGGAGGCCUUGGUAUGCAACCUGGACUGCCUGUUGGAUAUCAUGACCCACCGGCUGGGUCCAGGAUCCCCACCAGGUGUGUGGGUCUGCAGCACCGACAUGCUUCUGUCUGUUCCUCCAAACCCUGGGAUCAGUUGGGAUGGCUUCCGGGGAACCAGAGUGAUCGCCUUUCCUGGGAGCCUGGCCUACGCUCUAAACCACGGGGUCUACCUCACUGACUCGCAGGGCGUGGUUUUGGACAUUUACUACCAGGGCACUAAGGCAGAGAUACAACGGUGUGUCAGGCCUGAUGGACUGGUACCACUGGUCUCUGGGGUUGUCUUCUUCUCUGUGGAGACUGCUGAGCACCUCCUAGCCACCCACGUGAGCCCACCGCUGGACGCCUGCACCUAUAUGGGCUUGGACUCUGGAGCCCAGCCUGUGCAGCUGUCUCUGUUUUUCGACAUCCUGCUCUGCAUGGCUCGGAAUAUGAGCAGGGAGAACUUCGUGGCUGGGCGGCCCCCGGAGAUGGGGCAAGGUGACCCGGAUGUAGCACGUUACCUGAAGGGAGCCCGGGCCCAGCUGUGGAGGGAGCUUCGAGAUCAGCCCCUCACUAUGGUGUAUGUCCCUGAUGGCGGUUACAGUUACAUGACAACUGAUGCCACGGAGUUCCUGCACAGACUCACGAUGCCUGGAGUAGCUGUGGCCCAGAUUGUUCACUCUCAGGUGGAGGAGCCACAGCUGCUAGAGGCUACGUGCUCCGUGGUCAGCUGCCUGCUGGAGGGUCCCGUGCACCUGGGGCCUCGAAGUGUCCUGCAGCACUGUCACCUGAGGGGCCCCAUUCAUAUUGGCGCUGGCUGCUUUGUGAGUGGCCUGGAUACCGCCCACUCCGAGGCACUGCAUGGCCUGGAGCUUCAUGACCUCAUCCUUCAGGGACACCACAUACGGCUGCAUGGCUCCCAGAGUCGUGUAUUCACUCUUGCUGGCCGUCUGGACAGCUGGGAAAGACAGGGGGCAGGCAUGUAUCUCAACAUGUCCUGGAAUGAGUUCUUCAAGAAGACAGGCAUUCGAGACUGGGACCUGUGGGACCCAGAUACACCCCUCUCAGAUCGAUGCCUUCUCAGUGCCCGCCUUUUCCCUGUGCUCCACCCCACGAGGGCUCUGGGGCCCCAGGAUGUGCUGUGGAUGCUGCAUCCUCAUAAGGACAGAGGCGAGGCCCUGCGUGCCUGGAGAGCCUCCUGGCGUCUGUCCUGGGAGCAGCUGCAACCUCGCCUGGACCGGGCUGCCACACUGGACUUCCGUCGGGAUCUGUUCUUCCGCCAGGCCUUGCAGAAGGCGAGGCAUGUGUUAGAGGCCCGGCAGGACCUCUGCCUACAUCCACUGAUCCGGGCUGCUGUCGGUGAAGGUUGCUCUGGGCCCCUGCUGGCCACACUUGACAAGGUUGCAGCAGGGGCAGAAGAUCCUGGUGUGGCAGCCCGGGCUCUGGCUUGUGUGGCAGAUGUACUCGGCUGCAUGGCAGAGGGCCAAGGAGGCUUGCGCAGUGGGCCAGCUGCCAACCCUGAGUGGAUUCAGCCUUUCUCAUACUUGGAACGUGGAGACCUCAUGAGGGGUGUGGAGGCACUUGCCCAGGAAAGAGAGAAGUGGCUGACCAGGCCUGCCUUGUUGGUUCGAGCUGCCCGCCAUUAUGAGGGGGCUGAGCAGAUCCUGAUCCGACAGGCUGUGAUGACAGCCCGGCACUUCGUCUCCACCCAGCCAGUGGAAUUGCCAGCACCUGGGCAGUGGGUGGUGACUGAGUGCCCAGCCCGUGUGGAUUUCUCUGGGGGCUGGAGUGACACACCACCCAUUGCCUAUGAGCUUGGUGGAGCAGUAUUGGGCCUGGCUGUUCGGGUGGAUGGCCGCCGGCCCAUCGGGGCCAAGGCACGCCGCAUCCUAGAGCCUGAGCUCUGGCUGGCAGUGGGACCUCGACAGGAUGAGAUGACCGUGAAGAUAGUGUGCCGGAGCCUUGAUGACCUGCAGGAUUACUGCCAGCCUCAUGCCCCAGGUGCCUUGCUGAAGGCAGCCUUUAUCUGUGCGGAUAUUGUGCAUGUCAACUCAGAGGUCCCUCUGCAUGAACAGUUGCUACGCUCGUUUAAUGGUGGCUUUGAGCUGCACACAUGGUCAGAGCUGCCACACGGCUCUGGUCUUGGCACUAGCAGCAUCUUGGCAGGGGCUGCCCUGGCUGCUUUGCAGCGGGCUGCAGGCCGGACAGUGGGCACAGAGGCUCUCAUCCAUGCAGUGUUGCACCUGGAGCAGGUGCUCACCACAGGAGGUGGCUGGCAGGACCAAGUGAGUGGCCUAAUGCCUGGCAUCAAGGUGGGGCGCUCUCGGGCACAGCUGCCCCUAAAGGUGGAGGUGGAGGAAAUCACUGUGCCUGAGAACUUUGUCCAGAGGAUCAAUGACCAUCUGCUCCUGGUUUAUACUGGCAAGACCCGGCUGGCACGGAAUCUGCUGCAGGACGUGCUAAGGAACUGGUAUGCUCGGUUGCCUGUUGUGGUACAGAAUGCCCGCAGACUGGUUCGACAGACUGAGAAGUGUGCUGAAGCUUUCCGCCAAGGAAACUUGGCUCUGCUGGGACAGUACCUGACCUCAUACUGGGAGCAGAAGAAGCUUAUGGCCCCAGGCUGUGAGCCGCUGGCUGUGCAUCGGAUGAUGGAUGUCCUGGCCCCUUAUGCCUUCGGCCAAAGUCUGGCAGGGGCAGGCGGUGGGGGCUUUCUCUAUCUGUUGACCAAGGAACCCCGGCAGAAAGAGGUCCUAGAAGCUGUGCUGGCCAAGGUGGAGAGCUGGGGACUGAACCCAGGGCCUUGCGCUUCCUAGGCGUGGGGUAUGUGGCUGCCUCUGACUGUCUGCAGCAGCUCAGCAUGAUGGCCUCCUGCUCUAGCAGGGGUGGAUAGUUUCUGCGACUGGAUGACAUUUGAAAUUCUGGGAAUUUUUCCAAGGUUUGUAGAUGCUAGAGCCCUAUAGGUGUGGGGUGGAGGUGGUUCAGGGAGGGGUUGAUUGUAGUUUAUUAGUAGUGUGCUUCAAGAAGAAACGAGAAAGAAAUUAGAUUCAGAGAUCUCUCUCCCUUCUAUCCUUCUUUCUUUCCUAUCUCAAGGAAAGGUAGGUUAGACAGCCAGAGCUUCCCUGUAAAAAGCUCGGUAAAUAAAGUUAUUGCCCUCCUUUAAAACACAUGCACACUAGUGUGCGCUCACACACACUCAGGCCCAACUCUAAGGUUACAACAGUAUAUAUAGGCAGCCCUUUCCUUCUGCUUUAAAGUAUCCUCCUGUUAGUGUCCACCUAGGUGGCAGGACCCUAGCUUUCCUCCUUUCUGAGUCAGAGAGUGGGAUGUAACUAGGACCUCACUUUAAUACUUCACAACGCUUGCUCUAUGCUGACUGGUCCUGCUAUUGGAGACUGUUAGCACAUACUUCUCCUGUAUCAAGUGGACAUUCAUUUCAUGACAGUGUCAUGGUAGAGGUCAUUACCUCUCUUUUACAACUGAGGCUAAGGAAACUUUAAACAGAACUUGCCUACAGCCUCCUAAGUGGUUAGAUGUCUAGUGGAGAUUUGAACAUACUAAUAUCUAACUUCAAGGCCCAAGAAAUUUCUACUAUGCUCUGCAGCCCUCUUAAAAAAAUGACAGCAGGGAGCUGGAGAGAUGGCUCAGUGGUUAAGAGCACUGACUGCUUGUUCUUCCAGAGGUCUGAGUUCAAUUCCCAGAAAACACAUGGUGGCUCACAACCAUCUCUACAGGGAUCUGUUCCCUUCUUCUGGCAUGGUGGUCUACACCAUGUGUAUGAGAUAGAGUACUUAUACAUAAAAUAAAGUAAUAAAAAACCCUGAAAGACAAUUUCCCUUGUACCUCCAGAGUCUUCUUCAGAGUUGAGAUGUUCUCACUGCAGACUUCCACAUUAUUCAGAGUCACCUGCAAGAUGGUGGAAAAGGAAUGUUACUUCCUGCUCACUGGGCUUGCUGACCACUCAAACGCUACUCGAAUGUCUGACAGUUAUGGUUCAUGAGGCUCAGAGAAGUACAAGCGUGAGUUUCAGCCUGAGGAAAGCCCACAGCACUGUUAUUGGGCAGGAUGCUCAGAUCUUGGCUCAGAAUGGGAAGCCAGGCUCAUGCUUUCUCCUGUUCCCAAUACCAAAGCAGAAAACCAUGUUGACUGCAGAGGUAUCACACCCCAGGCUCCACAUUACUUAUAGACCAGGAACAAUGCAGGCGAACAGGAACGUGGUAAGUCCUGGACAUUAAGGUAGCAGGCCUCGGUAAGGACUGCAAACAUACUGAACACUUGUGAUGAGCAAGGCAUUCUUCUGGAUAGUGAGGGGGAACCAACCAACACUGCAGCAGAGCAGGCAACGCACACGCCCUGAGAGCAGGCACUACGCUUUAGUGCUAGCACGUGUGCUGAGCAGGAGCAAAACCCUGGACUGAGUUCCUAGCACCCAGCCCUGGCCCAGCCUCCGGCCUCUGAUACUUAUCAUACAAAGUCAGGUAGUGAUAACACUACGAUAAAAAAUAAAACAGGGAUGGAAACAAAUUCACAGUGGAAAGCUCACAACACUAGAGUAGGAAUGAGCCCCUAGUGUGGACUAAGGGCUCCUUUUUUCAUGACUCACAUGUCUCUGAGACUGGUCAUCAAAGCAGGAAGUGGACUGGAGAGACACCUCAGAGCUUACUACGUGAUCAAGAGGACUAGAGUCUGUAUGCCAGCACCAACAACGCCAUAACUACAGCUCCAAGAGCUCCACAUUGCUCUUCUGCACUCUAAUGAAAGGCACACGUACCCUGCUGUACCAUGUGCAUUUAAUCACACACACAAGCACACAAUACACACGCAUGCACGCACACACACACAUGCACACCUCUUGGGGAAACAAAAAGCAGUAAAGGGAUGUGUCUGAGUAGGUAGAGUGUUUACAGAGCAUACGUAUACCCCUGGGUUUUAUUCCCAGCACUGCAUAAAUCAGAUAUGGAAGAGCUCACAUAAUUCUAGUACUCAGGAAGCAGAGGCAUGAAAAUCAGAAAUUCAAAGUUGUCCUUGGUUAUAUAGUGAAUUGAGGCCGACCUGGACCACAUGAAAUCAUCUUUGAUAACGGACAACUAUCAACUAUGACCAUCUGAAGGAUGCAUCUUUGGUUUGAGGUACUCAGGAAGGCUCCCCGGUGAAGAUGAUGGUUGAACUGAAUUUACAAAGCUAGAAUGCUCACCUUCCACUCUCUGUAACUGAUGGGACCACCUCACCACUUUAUCAGCCUCUCCUUAGCUCCCUGUCAUAUUCCUUUUCUUCCCACCUGUGGUGCUCAGGAUCAAAUGCAGGCCAUGCCACUAAGGUACAUCCCAGGCUUCCCUUGCCCUCCUUAAGGCAGUUUCAUAUCAUCAGUCCUGUUGACCUCAAACUCCCUUUAUAGCCAAGGACCACUCACUGCCUCUACCUCCCAAGUACUAGAGGAAUGCCUGACAAGAAUUUUUUUUUAAUUGUGCGUGUAAGCAUGUAUAUGUCUGGUAGAGAGGCCGAGAGUCCAGGCAUCAGAACCACUGGAACUGUAGUUAUAGAUGGUUGUAAGCCACCAUCCAUCCAUGCUGGUGCUGGGAAGGGAACUUUCUUCCACAAGAACAGCAUAAUGUGCAGCCAGGAGAGAUGGCCCAGCAGUUAAAAGAGUAUUUGUCAUUCUUGCAGAGGACCUAUGUUUCUUUCUUAGCACUUACAUGGUACCUUACAACUAUCCAUAAUUCCAGUUAUAGGGGACCUGACAUCAUCUUUUGAUCUCAGUAGAAACCAGGCAUGCCCAUGUGCACAUGUAUGCAUACAGGCAAAACUCAUAUAUGUGGGGUCAGGAGAGAUGGCCCAGCAGAUAAAAGAAUAUUCAUUAUUCUUGUAAUGGACCUAGGUUUAGUUCUUGGCACUCACAGGGUACCUUACAUAUACACAAAAUAAAUAAAUCUUUAAAAAGUUAAAAACAAGAUAUCUUAAUUAAUAAACCACUUUUCCAGCACCAUCAUGGCAAUUUUUUAAAAAGAUUUAUUUAUUUAAUGUAUAUGAAGAUACUGUAGCUGUCUUCAGACACAUCAGAAGAGGGCAUUUGAUUCCCACUAUAGAUGGUUGUGAGCCACCAUGUGGUUGCUGGGGAUUGAACUCAGGACCUCUGGAAGAGCAGUCAGCACUCUUAACCGCUGAGCUAUCUCUCCAGCCCCAUCAUGGCAAUUUUAAGAGGGUCUCCUAUAGCCUAUACUGGCCUCAAACUUGCAAUGAAGCUGAAGCUGGCCUUGAACUCUGGACUCUGUCUCUACCUCCUGAAGUUACAGAUGUGUGCCACCAUGUCCAGUUUCUGGCAGUAUGUUUUAGGGCAGUGAUGCUAUAUAAGCCAGGCUAUGGCCUGGGAUAUUGGUAAUAGAGACUGUGGGUGGCAGGAUUAACAUAUCUGGGAGAGUCUCACUGCCUCAACCUGGUUAGUAGGUGGCAUGGCCCAGGAAGAUGGCAGGCAGGAGUCACAACUAAGAACUUAGGGAUUUUAGGGUAAAUGGAGAGUCCCAGAUCCACAAGGAUUGAAGUACUUUUCUAGUUGACAUAUGCAGUCAGUACUGAGAAACCACACUGCUGACUGUGCCACUUAGACCACGCUGAAUGGGGUUGCGUAAGGGAACUAAAGCCAUAACACAAGCCUGCUAACAUUGAAUGUUUCCAGAAAAACAACUAUACUGUUACAACAUAAGUGAUUCCCAGGCACUUUAGGGCACCAAGAAAUAAUUGUCAUGAGAGGAAAAAGGGUUGGGUAUUGAUUUUUAGAGUUUCCUUUGGACUGACAAUCUUUGUAAACAUGGAUUCGCUGGGUUUAGCUCCUGCUUAUAGAAAAUGGGAUUAUAGAGUUGGGGGAUUCCUUUUGACAGCUAAAUGAAUCAAAGUGUCAUACAAGUAGGCUCUGUGGGCUGGGGGCAUGGCUCAGGCAGUAAAGGUCAGGCUCACAACUAAAAUGCCAAAGAAGAAUUUGUAGUGGGGGGGAUGACAUUCUAAGUGUUUGGAACCAGAAAAACUAGAAAUCUGUCACCAAGCACUCAGUACCACCUUUGUUUUGGCUUUUUCAUGUGGGUCUCCUUUUUUUUUUUUUGGUUCUUUUUUUCGGAGCUGGGGACCGAACCCAGGGCCUUGGGCUUACUAGGCAAGCGCUCUACCACUGAGCUAAAUCCUCAACCCCCCUCAUGUGGGUCUCCUAACAAUGAAAUUGUCAGCCUAUCGAUGGUGGUGCAGUCCCAGCACUUGGGAGGCAUAGGUAGGUGGAUCUCUAAGGCCAGCCUGGUCUACAGAGUAAGUUCCAGGACAGCUAGGGCUCCAUAAAGAAAGCCUGUCUUGAAAAGAAUCCAACAAAACAAAGCCAAACAAUGAAACUGUGUAACUGGAAGAUUCCCAGGGAACGAUGAAUGAGAGCCAAGGCACUCAGUGGCCAGCCUUGGGGAUGGGAGAAGUCAUGUGGUAGAAAAGAACUACAAAAGGCAGAUGGAUUAGGUUAAGAGGUUCGAAACAAAAGACCAACUAGGCUUAUGGCCUGUGCCAGUAACCCAGCCGCUCAGAGGCUGAGGAAGGCAGGUGUACUUGCAAGACAUGCCUGGGUUAUGGAGCAACCAGGCAAGCCUAAGUAAGUUGGUGAGACUUUGGCUCAGAUCAAGCAUCGGGAGACAUAUUUUAGGAGCAGUGUGCUUGCCUGGCACAUGUGAAGCCUUCUGUUCAAUUUCUAGCACUGAAAAAACAAAAAUGGGCUGGAGAGAUGGCUCAGAGGUUAAGAGCACUGACUGCUCUUCCAGAGGUCCUGAGUUCAAUUCCCAGCAACCACAUGAUGGCUCACAACCAUCAGUUAUAGGAUCUGAUGCUCUCUUCUGGUGUACCUGAAAAUAGCUACAGUGUACUCAUACACAUAAAAUAAAUAAAUGAUUCUUAAAAAAAAACCAACCCAAACAAACAAACAAAAAAAAAAUCAAGCAAGGGGUUGGGGAUUUAGCUCAGAGGUAGAGCGCUUGCCUAGCAAGCACAAGGCCCUGGGUUCGGUCCCCAGCUCCGAGAAAAAAAAAAAAAAAAUCAAGCAAACAAAAACCAAGUAAAACAAACAGAUGCCUAGUCAAAGACAUGGAGCGCUAAUGUGAUAGGUCCCAAGAGGCCUGAGUGUUUCUGAGUCCAGCAUGGCAGAAUGAAUGAAUGAAUGAAUGAAUGAAUGAUGAUGAUGAUGAUAAAUAAUAAUAAUAAGUUCUGUGAAAAAAAGGAAAUAGUGUGCAAGCAAAGCUAAAAGUGUAAGUUCGUCAGAGUGUGACAACGUUUGUUGGGCCUUUUUCGCAAAGUUUUUAAAAGGAAAUACAUUUGAUAAGUAAAUAUCUUUUGGAGCUUCUCUUUUUAGUUAAAGUUAUUACUUCUUUGUGUGUGUACUAUGUGUGUGGAUGGAUGUGCCUUAUUGAGGCAGGGUCUGGCUCUGUAGCCCUGGCUGUCCUGGAACUCUCUAUGUAGACCAGGCCCUGAGCUUCCGGUGCUGAUAGUAAAAACGGGCACCCCUAUUUCUAGCCUUCCCUCCUCCCCACUUUUAAAAAGACAAGGUCUGAUGUAUACAGGGCUGACUUUGAACUUCCUAAAUAGCCAGGAUUGUCUUUCAACUCAUUUUCCUGUCUCUGCCUCCCAAAUGCUGGGUUACAGGUGUAUACUACCAAGUUUGGGUUGCUCCUCUUUUUGGACAGCACCCGUGAUAUCAUACAGCUAGCUUGGACAGAUGGAACUCAUACCAACAGCAGUGUUUUCUUCUUGUUUUUUGAGACAAAGUAACCUUGGUUGGCCUGGAACUUCUAGAGAUCUGUUUGCCUCUGCUUCCUGAGUGUUGGGAUUAAAGGUGUCAAUCACUAUACCUGUCUCAAGGGAAAUUUUUUCUUUUUUUUCCCCCGGAGCUGGGGACCGAACCCAGGACCUUGCGCUUCCUAGGCAAGCGCUCUACCACUGAGCUAAAUCCCCAACCCUGGGAAAUUUUUUCAAUGUCAACAAGAGGACAGGGAGCUAAAAUAACCAUGUUAGAUGUGUCUGGUGACUAGUUAGUGUGAUUUCCUUGUAAUGGUUAAGGUUUCAGUAAAGUUAGAGCCAAUGUCUCUGAGAUCAAGAACCUAAAUCUGAGAGUAGCUGAGCACCCUGAACUUCAUGGACACACUUUUGUAUUCGAUCUAUCGGCAGAUUAUUGACUGAGAGCUCAGCUUCAGUGUCCUUCACUUUAGGCCUCAGGCACUAAGCUCAAGUCUAGUGGAUGUGAAGGAGAGAAUACAAGUGACCAGGAUAGCAUUGUUCCUAUUCACGUCAGUGAGCAUGGGCAGAGAGACUGGAUCGUAGCGUCAGCGUCUUUUCUGUGUCCUUUAGUGUCACAAACUCUCUGCCCCGUACGAACGCUUUCAUCUUUUCAGGCCCCUCUUUCCUCUUACCACACAGUGGGGAGGCUCACUGGUUCAUUACUCUCUUCUUUGACUCUGUGAGGCUAAAUGUCCCCUACCCUCCUUGAGACAGUCUGGAUAGGAGCCCAGGACAACCCUGAAUUCAUGAUCCACCUUUCUCAGCUUCCCAAAUGCUGAGAUUACAGGCAUGUUCCAAAGAGGAAGUUACUAGAAAAGCAGUUUUGUGAGGCAAAGGGCUCUCGAUUGUCGGCCUUCCCUCAGAAAAGCCUGGCACCGCUGUUAGAGUUGGUUUGUGGGACGCAUACACCAUGGAGCCCCUUAAUUGCUUGUAAAAGGAGCUUUGGAAAGAACACUGAGAAGUAAGGCACCUAGGUUUUCAGAAAAAAGAAGGGAAAAAAAAGUACAUAUUCUGCCUCUGGUUACUUAGAGCAGGUUUCUGGCAAGAAGUGGUUUCAGAACCUAGAGAAACUCUCCUUAAAGGUGUUUUCCUUUUCAAUUAAGUUCUAGAGAAAAAGUCUUCACCCUGAGGCUUUUUAUGAUAUGACUAAGGAGUUACAGUAUAACCUUUCAAGGGGUCUGGAAAUGUGGGUCAGUUGAGCCACCACUGCUGAAAUGGGGCACUCCAAAGGCAAAGGCAGGAAGACGGAAGUUAAAGGUCAUCCUUCAUUAUGUAGCAAGAUCAAGACCAGCCUUGGCCACAAAUCUAUUUCAAAUUUACAAUAACCCUUAAGAAAGUCUGCCCCAGCCACCAGCCUCAUGGCCACCUACCAGGAAGGACAGCUUGGCUUCAUCAGUGCUCUCGAUGCCUUUGGUGUCAAACUUGCCUUGCUGGAGGCUGCUGUGCAUGAUGUUCACGGCACUCGUCACCCCACGCUGGAUGUCCUGUAAGGUGGUGGCUGGGAAGCCCAUUCUUAGCUUAUUACAUAGAACAUCCCUGUGGGGCAGAAAGGCAUAUGCAGUGUUCACCCUGGCCUACAGGACAGCAAGAACAGAGCACCCACUACCCCAACUACUCUUUGGGGGUGGAGACUACUGUGGGGGACAUCAGGGGCCAGGACAGGACAGCAACCAGUACUUGCUCAAAGAUACUAAGAGUAUAUAGAGGAGACCGGUCACUUCUUUUUAUAAAAUACAGGAAAAAAGAAAAAGACCAGCCAUCAUGUACUGAACAGCAAGGCUGGGGGAAGGGUAGGAUGGACCUGUCUUCAGCAAAUACACUGUCCAUGGUGGCCCUGACAGUGUCACUGUGCUUCUAGCUACUGUUUAUUUCUCCAUCAGGCUUUCAUUUAUCACCAAUGAACUGCAAAGAGGACAGAGUAAAGCUUAGUGAGAUGCAGUCCCAUGCAGGAGCUGAAACACUUUUGAGUCAAGUUAGUACUGAGUUCUCUAUUUUACUUCUUAAGAGGUCUGGGACCAUGACAAAAGGUCACAAUAUAAUCUCUCCAGGCCCCAGUUCUACAUUUACAGAACAGAAAGCAUAGUUUCUAUAUCAUUAUUUAAAUAUUUAUUUAUUUUGUGAGGGCAGCAAUGCUACAGCACGUUUGUGGAGGUGAGGGAACAACUUGCAGGAAUUGGUUCACCUUCCACUCGGUGUGGGCUCUGGAGAUUAAACUCAGAUCAUUAGAUUUAGCAGCAAAUAUCUUUACCUGCUGAGCCAUAUCAUCUGUCUCACAUCAAAGUUUUUAUACAAUAAAAAAUGGGGGUGGGGACAGGCAUGGUGGCACACAACUUUAGUCCUAGCACUCAAGAGGCAAAGGUAGGCAGAUCUCUUGAGUUUGAGGCUAGCCCAGUUUACAGAGCCACGUUCCAGGAUAGCCAGGGCUACACUGAGAAACCCUGUCUCAAAAAAAUGAAAGUAUAAGGGGGAGGGCGGAGGGUGUUGGUAUAGUGCUUGGCUUAUAGAAACUAUGAAUGUCAUUAUAACCACUGCUCUUAUCUAAACCACUUGCUUUUCUUUUGGGUCUGAGGGUAAUGACACCUUCAACAUACUUUAGUGAAUUAGGUUAAGUAUUAGAAAUUAGGCACUUGGGCUGGAGAGAUGGCUUAGUGGUUAUGAGCACUGACUGUUCUUCCAGAGGUCAUGAGUUCAAUUCCCAGCAACCACAUGGUGGCUCACAACCAUCUGUAAUAGGAUCUGAUGUCUUCUUCUGGUGUGAAUGAAGACAGAGUACUCAUCCACAUUAAAUAAAUAAAUAAAUAAAUAAAUAAAUAAAUAAAUAAAUAAAUAAAUAAAUGGAAAUUAGGCACUUAAGAUAUUUGGCUGAUAGUUUCCCUGAGCUUAGGAUGUUAUAUUUGGAAUAGAAACAUAUCUCUAUUUUUUUUUUUCCUUUUUGAGACAGGGUUUUCCUGAGUCCUUGGCUUUUCUCGAACUCACUCUGUAGAGCAGGAUGGUCUUGAACUCAGAGAUCCACCUGCUUCUGCCUCCUUAGAUUAAAGGCAUGUGCCAUCAGGCUCAGAUAGCUUAAUCUUGUUUAGAACCAAAUAUAACCAGUAAAAAAAAGGAAAGAAACAAAUAAGACAAGGAAUCAAAUAAAACUAGAACUUUUAUGCCCAUAAAGCAGAAAGGGCGUCAACACUACCUGAAGUCAGCUUCCAGCUCUCUGGUUGCAAGGUUGAUCAUGGCACAGAGACAGUCGAUGUUAGAGCUGGACAGAGCACGCCCAAUGCACUUUUUAACAAUGUAAAAGACAUCAUCCACCAUGCUGGAUGUCAACUGGCCCUUCUCAUAGGUAUCCAGAGCCACAGCCUAUCAAAAGGCAAAGUCCUAAGUGAGUAUCCAGAUCUGAUGUUCUAGAUAAUUCUGGUUAUACUAGCCCUGUCUCUGAACCAUUUCUUAUAUUUUGUCCAUGCUGGUCACAGCUUGACAAAAAAAAAAAAAAAAAAAAAGAUUACGACGUUAGAAAGCAGUAUUUGGGGCCUUUCCUUUGGCAAUAUCCAUUACCUGGGAUGUUAGACAUAGGAGAGGCCCUACCCCAUAUAUCUGCAGGGAGGUGGGGAACAAGUAGGCGCCAUAAGAGCUAAGCUGUUCUUUUGUAAUCUUUAGGAAAGACCCAGCUAGGAAUGUGAAGAGCAUGACAACUUCAGAGAUGUCUUCUUACUAGAUCCAAAAGUACUUUCAAAGCAGGACCAAGAAAUAUGUCAGGUCCCAGCCAUUUCCUUCAGCCUGGCUUCUUGGACAGGAAGCCCCACUUGCAGAGACGUAUCCUAAUGUCCUACCUUAUUGACAGUCUCUCUCAUGAAGUACUCCUCCAUGGUAAUAUAGAAGCCAACUAGCUCCUGCAUGGUACAGCUCAAUAGGCAGUUAUUGAGGAGUUUGUCCAGGCACUUCUGGUGCUCUAGGGGACAGCCAAGAAAGGAAUAUUCACUUUUUCCCCAAGACGGAAAGAGCAAGGCUUUUCAUUUUUCAAGUUCCUCUCUAGUCUUUUUCCCAAGCAGGUGCAUAUUUUCCAUGAUUAAAAUCAGUAUAGAUAGCAUUUUUCAACAUCUUUUUCUGUAGCUUAAUUUUUUUCAUUUAUUUAUUUAUGUGAGUACACCGUCACUCUCUUCGGAUGCAUCAGAUCCCAUUACAGAUGGUUGUGAGCCACCAUGUGGUUGCUGGGAUGUGAACUCAGGACCUCUGGAAGCAUAGUCAGUGCUCUUAACCACUGAGCAAUCUCUCCAGCCCCAGCUUAAUUAUUUUUAAAGACUUUUUGAUUGCUUGAUUAUUUAUUUAUUUAUUUAUUUAUUUAUUUAUUUAUUUAUGUGUGUGUUUAUGUGUAGGCUAAUGAAUCACUGCAGAGACCAGAAGAGAGCAUCUCUGGGGCUAUUUUACAAGUGGUUGUGAGCUGCCCAACAAGCCUUAGGAACCAAACUCUGGACCUGUGGGAGAUCUGCAAGCACUCUUACCCACUGAACUACCUCUCUCGCCCCUUAGUCAUCUCUAGCCUGGGAAACUAGAAUGAAACCAGGGCCUUGAACAGAAUAGAUGACUCUUCUGCCUUAGCCUCCCAAGUCCUGCAAUUACAGACCACUGUACCCAGCACCACUGCACAUUUUAUUAAUUAUUAGAUAAUUCGUAUUAUUUUAAUUUUACUUGUUUAUGUUUUGAGAUCGUAUCUUACUACAUUUUGAACCAUUUUGACAGAGAUCUAUCUGCCUCUGCCUACAGAGCACUGGGAUUAGAGGUGUGGGCCACCACCUACAGUCCUAACUCCAGUUUUAGACACCAGGGUUUUUUCUUUCUUUCAUUCCUUUUUUUCUUCUGUUUUGGUUUCUUGAGAAAGUUUUUCUGUGAAUUCCUGGCUACCCUUAGAACUUGCUGUAGAUCAGGUAGGUCUUGAACUCAGGGAUCUGCCUAUUUCUGCCUCCUGAGUGCUAGGAUCAAAGGCAUGCACUACCUCAGCUAACACAUGGGUUAUUUCUAAAUUUUUCUUUCAUAACUGGAAAUAGUAAUUGAAGAAAAUACUGAACAUUUAAAAAAUAGAUUUACAUUUAUGUAUGUCUGGGUGUUUUGCCUGCAUGUAAAUGUACGAUUGUCUGGUACUUAUGGAGGCCAGAAGAGGGAACCUCUUCCCUAGUACUGGAGUUGCAGACGGUUGAGAGCAGUUACAUGGGUACCAAGAACAAAACCCAAGUCCAGGAUUCUUAACUGUUGACCCACUUCUCCCAUAGUGAACAAUUUUGUACAAAUAAUUUAAUGCCUUUUCAUUAGUUUCUCCAAGAUGACAUAGAAGUCUAAAGAUGCACAUUUCCAGGGUAAAGACCAAAAUUUACUAGUCAUAAAGCCCUUCAUCCUCUAUGUCAUCACUGCCUAGCUGCUCAAUAGGAGUAUCUGUGACGGUACAAGUUUUAAAAUAUUAUACAUAUUAUUCUGUGUGUGUUAAUAAUGUGUGGAAGCGUGGGCCAUACAUGCAUAUAUAUGUUCUGGUGGAGGUCAGAGGACAACUGCUAGAAAGAAAGCUCUUUCUUUCUAUCACAGGUUCUAGGGAUUGAACUCAGGUCAUAAAGCUUGUAGGGGAAGCACUGUCAUGGUCUGAGCCAUCUAGCCAAAGACAUGUUUUAAUUACGCUGUCCAGAAAGGAAGUCAAAUCCAUGGCAUGGCUGGGGAAAUGACUUAGUAGGUAAAGUGCUUCCUGUACAAUCACAGGACCAGAAUUCAGAUUCCCCAGCAGUCGUGUUAAAAAGUCAGAGGAAAGUGUCAGGCAAGAUGGCACAUACAUUCAAUUCCAGCACUCAGAGGCAGAGGUAGGGAGAUCUCUGUAAAUUCCAGCUGACCUGGUCUAUAAAGUUCCAGGCCAGUCAGGGUUACACAGUGAGACCCUAUUUCAAACCAAAACCAAAACCGAAUCCGAGGAGUGUGGCAGCCUGCUUGUAAUCCUAUUCUGGGAGAGGGAAAUAGGGAAUCCUGAGAGCAAACCAGCGAGGCUAUAUAAGUCUCACUGAAGAAGAUACUCAGUAUUAACUUUAGGCCUUCACACACAUGUGAACAUAUAUACAUGUAAAGAAGUCAUGGCAGAUCUCUCCCCCAUUAAUGAAGUCUGGCUCUCUAACCUAGGCUGAGGUGAUAGUCCAGGGUACACUCAAGCUUGCAGUGGUAUGUCUAUCUCAGACAAGUGCUGAGGGCUGAACUAAUCCAAGGCUUUCUCUAAGGCCCUGAUAAUGGAGAAGGAACAUAGCUCCUUCUCUAAAACCAGGAAUACGCUUGGUGGAGCCAGUAAUAGCCUGGAAUCAGGGCCUUGGGAGAUAGUCCUUGAGGCCCUGAUGUAGGAAACUAGGAAUAUGCUUGGCAGAGCUGGUGAUGGCUUGGGGCCUACGCCUUGGGGAAGCUAUGAAUGGCUUUGGGUCCUGAGAACCCAACUCUUACUGCAAGGCCACUGUGUACUCAGUCUGUAAUGUUCUGCAAAUGACCUGCGUUACCCUAGUGCAUUAUUGUUUGAUUAGCUUCCUGUCGACUCUGUCCUGUCAUAUGAUAGUUUCUGUUGACCUGGUCCCAUUUCUCCCUGAGAAUCGCACAUAAGAUGCUGUAUUUAAUCAGCCUGCCUGGCCUAAGACUCACUCAGGCAAGGUCUCCUAGCCCACCUGUUCUAUCUUUUUAUCUCUGAUCCCCUGGAUCUUCCUUCUUAGGACUCUGUCACGAAAGAAUGGCUUGCUAGUCCAGGUCUGUCAAAUACUGGCAUUAUCAGAGUGUGCCACCAUGCCUAACUUCAUGGCAACUCUUAAGACUUCAAAUACGGCUAAGGAUCAAGGAAUUAAAUUUUAAAAUUUUAACUUUAGUUAAAUUUAUUUAUUUUUUAAAAGAUUUAUUUAUUUAUCUAUUUAUUUAUUAUAUAAGUACCCUGUGGCUGUCUUCAGAACCAGAAGAGGGCAUCAGAUCCCAUUACAGAUGGUUGUGAGCCACCAUGUGGUUGCUGAAAUUUGAACUCAGGACCUCUGGAAGAGCAAUCAGCACUUUUAACCACUAAGCCAUCUCUUCAGCCCUGUUGGUUUAUUUUUUAAGACAGUUUUCCCUGUAUAGUCCUGGCUGGCCUGGAACUCACUAUGUAGACCAGGUUGGACUUGAACUCAGAGAUCCACCUCUGCUUCCAGUGCUGGAAUUAAAGGUAUACAGUACCAUGCCCAACUUGAUUUUAAUUAAAUCUUAAUUUCAGGGGGCUGGAGAGAUGGCUCAGUGGUUAAGAACACUGACACCUCUUCCAGAGGUCCUGAGUUCAAUUCCCAGCAACCACAUGGUGGCUCACAACCAUCUGUUUUUUUUUUUUUUUUUUUUUUUUCGGAGCUGGGGACCGAACCCAGGGCCUUGCGCGUGCUAGGCAAGCGCUCUACCGCUGAGCUAAAUCCCCAACACCCCAUCUGUAAUGAGAUCUAAUUCCCUCUUCUGGUGUGUCUGAAGACAGCCACAGUGUAUUUAUAUAAUAAAUAAAUCUUUAAAAAAGUAAACAAAUGUUGGGGAUUUAGCUCAGCGGUAGAGCGCUUGCCUAGCAAGCACAAGGCCCUGGGUUCGGUCCCCAGCUCUGGAAAAAAAAAAAAAAAAGGUAAACAAAUAAAUAAAUUCCUUCUCCUGUACUUGAAGGCAGAUCACUCAUGUACAUAAAAUACAUGAAUAAAUAAAUCUUAAAAACCCACUAGGUAGAUUUUAACUUCAACAGUCGCUCACAUGUGGCUGGUAGUUAUUAUGCUAUACAACAGGGGGUCUGAACAGAGGUAGACUUUCAAGCAUAUGUGGCCAUGUCCGACGAUUUAUUUAUUUAUUUUUUUUGAAAACAGCGUUUUUCUGUGUAGCCCUGGUUGUCCUGGAACUUACUAUGUAGACAUGCCUGGCUUUGUACUCACAGAGAUCUGUCUGACUUUGCCUCCCCAGUGCUGGGAAUAAAGGCAUGCACCACCAUCAUCCAGGUGGUUUUUUUUUUUUUUUUUUUUUUUGUUAUUCACUUUUUUUAAAGAUUUAUUUAUUUAUUUUAUGUACAGUAUUCUGUCUGCAUAUGUGAUUGAAGGCCAGAAGAGGCCACCAGAUCUCAUUACAGAUGGUUGUGAGCCACCAUGUGGUUACUGGGAAUUGAACUCAUGACCUCUGGAAGAGCAGUCAGUGCUCUUAACCACUGAGCCAUCUCUCCAGCUCUAUUCACCUUUUUUUUAUUAGCCACUUCAUAUCUUCAUUUUGUGCAGUAAGUACUCUUAGCCAGUGAGCCAUCUCUGACACUGCUAAGUACCUAACUCCAAAUAAGUAUGUAAUUCCCUUUAAACUGAUUAAGUAAAUCUCCUCCUGUGUUUUAUUGACCUAAGCCACAAAGAAUGUCAGAUACUCCAUGAGUCUCCACGUUACAUAACUCAGUGUGGGAACUAGAUGUGUAAUUCUAUUUUCUGUUUGUAUUAUGUACUUUUUACUGAGGUGUGACCUGUAGUCCACAGAAUUCACUACUGUAUCCAAUGAUCUUUAGCAACUUACUCUAUUUGUGCAACAAUGGCUACUACCCAGUUCCAGAGCGUCUGUCACUUAAAAGUUCACCAGUAUAAGCAGAUCUUUUGUAUUAUCUAAAUCUUUACAUGGACACACUUCCCAAGUCUAGCUAUAAACCAGAGCAUAGAGAAAGGUGUAAGAAAUCAAAGGCCAUCAAAUUUCCUUGCCUUUAUAUAAAGUGUUUAGAAGUUUUAAAAUUCCAGUCUAAUUCUAAAGUGUGGCACACUGAACAAUCCCACUGAAAGCUUGUCAAGAGAGGCUUCCUUAGGAAGAACUCUGACUUGACAAGUCAGGGCCAACUGCUUAUCAAAUAUGAGAAGUAUGUUUUACCUUGCUUUACUUCUUCUGAAGCCAUGGAGUCCCCCACCUCAAAAUCUGCACUGAUCCUCUUCCUAAGGAAGCGUAAGUACAAUUCACUUCGAGCAUUCAUCAGGGUAACCUCAGUCAAGACGGGGUCCAGCUCCCUGAGACACAGAGCACAGGAAUAAGAACAUUGUGUCCCUGUAACGGCAAGGCUACAGAGUGAACAGACUCCCUCCUCCUAACCCAGGUACGUAAGCUCUGUCAGAUGAUGGCUGCGCUGCCUUGUUUGUUACAAAGACUAUCAGUCACAUUUUCCUUUUUCUUUCUUCCCUUCCUUCCCUCUCCCUCCCCAUCAUCCUCUCUCUUUCUUUUUUAGUAGGGUCUCUCCAUGUAGCUCUGGCUGUCCUAGAACUCACUGUGCAGACCAUCCACCUGCUUCUGCCUCCCAAGUGCUGGGAUUAAAUGUGUGCCACUACACUCAGCUUCACCCACAGUUUUCACUUGCCAGGGCUCAACCAUGUACCUCCAAUGGGAAAAUUACCUAUGCUUCUGUGGAGAAAAUAUACUUCUCUAAUCUCAAAUUGAGCCAUGAGAUUUAGGACACACCAUUAUACUAUGUCCUAUCUAUCUACCUCAGUGAGCAGCCAAAACAGUCCUGAGAACAAAUGGGAAGACUUAAACUUGCGGACUUCACAACUUACUGCAGGGCGGGAGACUGCUCCCUGCCUAAGAGUGCUUGCUGCACAAAGUAAAGGCCCGAGUUGGAAUUCCUAGCACCCAUGUUAAAAAAAAGGCUGGGUGACGGUGGUACAUGCCUUUAAUCAUCAGCCCUCGUAGGACCAGCCUUGUUCCAGGACAGUCAAGGUUAAACCUGUCUCAAAAAACCAAAACCAGGGGCUGGGGAUUUAGCUCAGUGGUAGAGCGCUUACCUAGGAAGCGCAAGGCCCUGGGGUUCGGUCCC